Myotis daubentonii (Daubenton's bat) is the source of this 1409-nucleotide messenger RNA. RefSeq names its product aquaporin-9-like. Lineage: Eukaryota; Metazoa; Chordata; Mammalia; Chiroptera; Vespertilionidae. The transcript has a single exon. The coding region runs from base 156 to 1010 and encodes 284 amino acids. The record is from RefSeq and is a predicted model, not a curated record.
UUUUGUCCGACAUCUUAUCGAGGCAGCAGUGGUGGCAGCUGUUCAAGUUUCACCCUGCAGUCCAAGGACAAGAAGAAGAUGCUGACAUGUGUGAGUGAAGUGGGGAGCAGACAAAGCAGGCACUAGUGGAAAGAGUGGUCCUUGGAGGAGCCACCAUGCAAUCUGAGGAGGUACAGAGGAGACGCUUCAGGCAGAGACUGAUGUUGAAGAACAGUUUGGCUAAAGAAAUGCUCUCCGAGUUCUUGGGCACAUGUAUAAUGAUCUUUCUCGGAUGUGGCUCUGUUGCCCAAUCCGUCCUCAGUCGCGGAACUUCUGGAGGAGCCCUCGCUGUGAACGUUGGCUUCUCAGUAGCAGUCGGAAUGGCCGUUUAUGUGGCUGGGGGUGUCUCUGGUGGCCACAUCAACCCUGCUGUGUCUUUUGCAAUGUGUCUCUUUGGGAGGAUGAAAUGGUUCAAAUUUCCUUUUUAUGUGGGAGCCCAGCUCUUGGGAGCCUUCACAGGGUCCGCAAUCCUCUUUGGUGUUUACUAUGAUGCAUUUAUGUCCUUUGCUGGCGGAGAACUGUACAUCGUGGGAGAAAAUGCAACAGCACAGAUUUUUGCAACAUACCCAGCUCCGUAUCUGUCUCUGGCAAAUGGGUUUGCAGACCAAGUAGUGUCCACCAUGUUCCUCCUCAUGGUUGUCUUUGCCAUCUUUGACUCCAGAAACUGGAGCGUCCCCAGAGGCCUGGAGCCCGUUGUCAUCGCCCUCCUGAUUUUGGUCCUUACUACCUCCAUGGAACUGAACUGUGGCUGUGCCAUGAAUCCAGCUCGAGACCUAGGUCCCAGGCUUUUCACUGCUUUGGCGGGAUGGGGGUUUGGUGUCUUCAAAGCUGGAAAUAACUUCUGGUGGAUUCCUAUCCUGGGCCCUAUGGUUGGUGCUGCCAUGGGAGGCCUCAUCUACAUUCUUUUCAUUGAAAUCCACCAUCCAAACCUGAAUACAGACUUUGAGAGAGAACAACCGAGGACAAACUAGAGAAACAUGAGUUUAGUGUGGAAAUGUAGCGGCGGGUUUAGUUCUAAGUUUACAAUUGGCUGAGCUGAUGUUCUCUUCAGGAAAGAUGGCAUCCAGGUGUCUAUAUAUUCAUGAGACUGGGGUAGAUCUUCCCAAUUUUCUCUGCUAGCCAUUUGGGACACUUGAUUGGAAAAGCAUCUGAAUAAAGUUUUGAAAAUACUGACCUCUUCUCUACCAGUUCCCCCUGCCUUCAGAGUAACAUGGACUGUCUCGUGAAACAGACUUCUCUCCACCCUGUUUAUUUCAUUCUUUCAUGUGAAUUUUUUUUGCUGAGUGAGCACUGAUAACUUGAGACUUCGACCUUGGACUUAUUUGGAUAGUCUCAACUGCAUUAUCUGUAUGAAAUAGCAUCACCAAAGC